UAGUACACUGUAGUUUGAAGUCGCGGCUUCGUCAACCAUUCGCGUGUUGUGAGUAUGGUGUGUUUUUGUCCGUAGCACUUGCAAGCAGAGAAUGUGACAUGGCACAGGCACCUUCCCUCUUUCCUGCGUAUGCGGCUACGAAGGCAGCAACUUCGGAGAGUGACGCCCGGCCGACGUUGUUCCCAAGUUUCAGUUCGUCAGCACAGGGCACAUCGGACAAGUCAGCAGCUUCAGAGAGUGGACUUCCAGAUUGGCUCUGCAAUGUCAGCUAUGAUCCUGCCCUUCAAGACCUUCUCAAGACACACGAGCAUCAGCAGGAUGAGAAAGAAGAUUCGUCACAAAGCGAAGAAUCGGGCGUAGAUUCGCCACCAGACAACUCAUCCAAUGGGGAGAGCUUGCUAAAUGAGGAAAGACGAGCCAAGCUUCGGUGCCACAAAGUGCGCAGAAGAAAGACAGUUGAGGCAACUGAGCAGCCUAUUCCUGAAGGAAAGAGGCGCUUCCGGUUUCUGUUGGGCAUUGCCGGGGAAGAGCGCUUCUGUGUGGACCCCAAGCCCCAUCGCAGCCUUCUGGCCUUUGACUGCCUGCCCUUCAACGAGCUGGCGGUGUUUCCUCGGGGCUGGCGAUGUGACACCACACCGUUGGAGGCACGGGGUCGUCAAAAGAAGUUGCACCGUUACUGGCACCCCAAGGCCUUCCCGUCUUCCUGCGUGGCCAACAUUGCCCAGCCACGGCUGUCCUUCGUCCACAGCGAACGCAACUUAGUCUAUGUGCCUGUGUGUGACUCUCGAGCCCCGCCUCAGACAGCAGAUGCCAGCAUUGACCCACUGCGCAUCCACGAUGUCUCAACUCGUAACUAUCUGCAAGCGCUUGGGACACAGGGAGGCAAGGAGCAGCAGUCUACAUCAGAGUCCCUUCUGUGUCCGGAAGCGGCAGACAAGCACCACAUGCUCACCAGUCGACUACGUGAGGCACCGGAAGACGAUCGUGCCUGGCUCGACCUGGUGGCCUUCCAGGACGAGUACGUGGCGGCCAUGGAGGAGGCCUCCGGAGUGUGCCGCACUCUCGGCCGAGCCAAGGCAAUUCGUGAGAAGAAGCUGCAGGUUCUGGAGCAGGGCCUUCUCAAGACAAAGGGAUCAGUGCCCCUACACCUGCACAAGAUACAGGUGCUGUUGGAGUGUGGUGAGGAGAAUCGUGCAGUGAAGGCCUGGGAGGAGCUGCUGCGGGUGCACCCAGGAAACUCCCGACUCUGGCUGGAGCACGCCCGUUUUCUUCAGUCUGAGACCACGCUGUCGGGCUUCGAGGUGGCUGCGGCCAGCAAAGGCUACCUGCGGGCCCUGGCUUGCUUCCGAGAUAUGCUCGAGGGGCGGCGGGCCACCCGCAGGGAGCCCCUCGAGGUCGAGAAGAACAUUGUAGAAGUGGCCCGCCAGUACGGAGUGUUUCUCUGCCAGGCUGGCCUGUGGGAGCGGGCAGUGGCCACUUUCCAGGCACUGGCCGAGCUGAGCCUGCGCUGUCCCUCGCAGCUGAGAGAGGCCCCCCUCAACGAGGCUCUGGCCCUGCUCGAGCCGUUCUGGGACAGCGGUGCUGCUCGCUUUGGUGACCGAGGUGCCCUGGGCUGGGACCACCUCAUGCGGCUGGGUGGACAAGCUGCUCUGGAGGCAGCCACAGCACACCACGGCAUGCAAGGUGAGGAGUGCCAGCAGCUAGAAGACGACAUUGUAAGCCGGCAGCCAGGCUUGGCUGAUGCGUGGCUGCGGCUGGAGAGCCUUCGUGACCUGCAUCAGUGGCAACCGUACCGACCCGAGCUCUCCUCAGAGGAAGUAACAUCAGAAGACCCCGAACGCAUGGUGCUCUUCGAAGACGUGGCACCCGCUUUGUUCCGGCUGCGGCAUCCGGCUGCGAUGCUGCAGCUGUUCCAGGCCUGGUUCUCACUCCUGCUGGGGAUGGACCUGCAUAAGAGCCAGACUGGCUUCAGCCUUGCGGAAGCCGACUGCUUUGAGAGGCUGCCAGGCAUUAACCUGAGGAUGGCAACACACUUCAGUGAAGCACUGAGUUUCCCAUCGGGCUGGGAAGUACGGCAAGGCGUAACUGACUUUGUCCAUGAAGUUCUGAGCCAAGCCAAGCCACACUUUGUGGAUCCCACCCUUCGUGACGAGCUAGCACGGUUGGCACUCCGAUUGGCACGGUUGGCCACAACGUGGGAUUCCCACAAGCGGAAGAAGUGUGCCAAAACCUGGCUGGCUGACCACGAACGGAAUCUCGACCUGUGGACCGAGUACGGCCUCUUGCUCGUCGACCUGGGCCGGCCACAGGAGGCACUGGCCAUCUACGAGAAGGCACUGGAUACGGUUUCACUACCUGGGGCGUUGGCCAGUUGCCGCGGUGACGUAUGGCUCCUGUUGGCCACAUACCUCAAUCUACGCAUGGGAGUCCUCUGGCCCGAGGAAGAGGCGGUGAUUGUGGAUCAGAAGCCAUUCGGUCGUGACCAGGCACUGUUGGCUCUCUCUUGGUUCAACUCUGGCCGCAAAUUUCGGGAAGUGCUUUCCAGUCGGCUGCAGCCGUCGGCACUUCUCAGGGCAGGUGCUGCCAUCGAUAACCGCUGCAGUGAUCCUGCUGGCCGGACUGCUGGUGCUGUAGAUGUGGCCCUGUGGAUGCAGCUUUUCUCUUUGGGUUUCAGUGCUGCGUCAGCACUUGUGAGCAAAUGGCUUGACGCUUGCGCAAAGGAUGAUGGGGCAAAGACCACACGGAUGGCAGUGCACGCUGCCUUUGUACGAAUUUGCAGCUAUGAGGUGCGACACUGCAAUGCCCAGAGGGCUACUCUGUCCAGGGCCCUAUUGCGGGCCCUCGAAGAUGCUCCCGAUGCCACCACCAUCAUGUGGCAGUGGGUGUCAUUGUCGAAUGGAUCCCUGGGAGCUUUGCGUGUGCGCAGGUACCUGGACACCCUGGUGCAGAAAGAUGGCUCACCCCUGGCUUGGCUGGUAGCUCUCUGCUUUGAGCUGCAGAGGGCCCAGCUGUUGGCCAAGUACCGCACACCCGAUGCUAGCUUCACCUUGCCUAGCUGCCACAACCACAUGCGGCGAGUUCUGGAGCGGGCCAUUGAACUGGUUGCCCACAAACGAUGCCCUCUUCUCUGGAGGCUCUACAUUGAGCUAGAGCUAAGGCUUGGAGCCAGAGAGUCGGCAAAGGCAAUCUUUUACAGAGCACUUCAGUGCUGUCCGUGGACCAAGGUGCUGUACGUGGACGGUGUGCGCCACUUCCCCGAGUGCCUGCAAGAGGUGGUCGACAUGAUGGUAGAGAAAGGAAUCCGGCUUCGUGCGCCCCUCGAAGAACUGCAGCUGCUCCUUGACCAUGCUGGACAGCCGUCCACAGUCUAGUCUGACAAUUCUGUACAGAGUAAAGUACGUUUUUUU
Rhipicephalus sanguineus (brown dog tick) is the source of this 3407-nucleotide messenger RNA. RefSeq names its product nuclear exosome regulator NRDE2. The record is from RefSeq and is a predicted model, not a curated record. Bases 99 to 3371 code for a protein of 1090 amino acids. Gene Ontology annotation, cellular component: catalytic step 2 spliceosome. NCBI's taxonomy places the organism in Eukaryota, Metazoa, Arthropoda, Arachnida, Ixodida, Ixodidae. Gene Ontology annotation, molecular function: protein binding. The transcript has 18 exons. Gene Ontology annotation, biological process: negative regulation of RNA catabolic process; RNA processing; regulatory ncRNA-mediated post-transcriptional gene silencing.